This is a messenger RNA of Gadus chalcogrammus (walleye pollock), 6528 nucleotides long. It is a transcript of the gene erbb2, whose product is annotated as erb-b2 receptor tyrosine kinase 2. Gene Ontology annotation, molecular function: transmembrane receptor protein tyrosine kinase activity; ATP binding. Lineage: Eukaryota; Metazoa; Chordata; Actinopteri; Gadiformes; Gadidae. Bases 493 to 4401 code for a protein of 1302 amino acids. Gene Ontology annotation, cellular component: signaling receptor complex; basal plasma membrane. Gene Ontology annotation, biological process: positive regulation of kinase activity; protein phosphorylation; positive regulation of MAPK cascade. The transcript has 27 exons. The record is from RefSeq and is a predicted model, not a curated record.
CAAACCGUCCUGACAAUGGAGCCAGUUCAGUCUGCAAGCAUUCAGAGCCCCCCAGAAAUACUACAUGCCACUACAAGACUAUAACAUACAGAGUUAAUGAGAGCCCCUACUACUACUACUUCCAACUUCGGCUUCACUGUAUGUAGAGGCAUCGCUAUUAAAAGACGACACACUCAUAUAAACACUCAUAACAAACAGAAACACGCGCGGUAUUUCAGUUCGUGCUGGGAAGACAUGACAGUUCAGUCCGGGCGGGCGGAGUCACGGACACUCCCCGUUCCGGCCUCCCCCCGCUGUCACGCUCGCACUACCGACUCUCGGAACACCGACACACGGAGACCCAAGGAAGUGGCUGUGAUUUGAAAAACAGUAGACGUGCCAGGAGGAGAACUCUUCAGAGGAACUACAGUACGACUUGCCGGGAGGGGGGGUCGUCGCCAGGAGGGGAUUCCGGGUUAUUUCUGGAGCAUGGACUAGAGCCGGGAGCCGCAGAUGGAAGCGCGGAGAAGUUUUCUGUGGGUCCGACUUCUGCUGCUCGGGGUGGCGGGCGCGCUGGCCAGAGAAGUGUGCCUGGGUACGGACAUGAAGUUGGACCUGCUCUCCAGCCUGGAGAACCACUAUGAGACUCUGCGGCUGCUGUACACCGGCUGUCAGGUCGUCCACGGCAACCUGGAGAUCACCCACCUCCACGGGGUGCCGGACCUCUCCUUCCUCGAGGGCAUCGUGGAGGUCCAGGGUUACGUUCUGGUGGCCGACGUGACGGUGGACCUGAUUCCUCUGGACAACCUGCGUGUGAUCCGGGGGAGCCAGCGCUACGGCGCCAACUACUCCCUGGUGGUUCUGAACAACACCAAGGGCCCCCAAGGGCCCGGGCUCCGGACCCUCCGUAUGCGCAGCCUCACAGAGAUCCUGCUGGGCGGGGUGUAUAUGUGGGGGAACCCCCAGCUGUGUUUCCCGAACCCCCAGAAAAUCCUGUGGAGGGACACGCUGGAUCAGCAGAACACCCACAAACACCAGUUAACCCUGCAGGCCAGCGCCGCAAACUGUCCAAGGUGUAAUUCUGUGUGCCUCGAGAAAUGCUGGGGCGAAACCAUUCAGGACUGUCAGAUUGAAACCCAUGUCGAUUGUACCGCAGGGUGUCUGCGCUGUAAGGGUAAGCAUGCCAGUGACUGCUGCCACAAGCAGUGUGCUGCUGGAUGCACCGGGCCCAAGGACUCUGACUGCCUGGCGUGUCGUUACUUUAACAACAACGGCGUGUGUAAGGAGCACUGCCCGGCCCCGACCACCUACGUGCCGGCCACCUACCAGUCCAUACCCAACAAGGACAAGAAGUUCAGCUUCGGCGCCACCUGCAUCAAGACUUGCCCCCAUAACUACCUGACCAUGGAGGCGGCGUGCACCAUGGUGUGUCCCAAGGCCAACCAGGAGAUGAUCAUCCUCAACGCCGACGGCUCGGAGAGUCAGAAGUGCGAGAAGUGCGAGGGAGAAUGUCCCAAAGUGUGCUAUGGCCUGGGGAUGGGUAGCCUCCAGGGCGUUACCAUGGUAACAUCCUCAAAUGUGGAGCAAUUCAACAGCUGCAAGAAGAUCUUCGGAAGCCUGGCCUUCCUCUCCCAGAGCUUUACAGGAGACCCGAGCAGCAACGCGUCAGGUCUGACCCUGGACCAGCUCACACCGUUCCACAACCUAGAGGAGAUCACUGGCUACCUGUACAUUGAGGCGUGGCCGGAGGAAUGGAGCGACAUCAGCGUGUUUAAAAACCUGCAGGUCAUCAGGGGAAGGGUGCUCUUCAAGGGGGUGUUCUCCCUGGUUCUCCAGGACCUCAACAUCACCUCGGUGGGCUCGCGGUCUCUCCGUAGUGUGAGCGGGGGUCUGGUUCUCAUCCACAACAACAGCCGGCUGUGCUACACGUCCUCCCUGCCCUGGGACACGCUGCUGCACCCCAGCCAGGGGCCCACCCGCAUCCUCAACCUCAACCAGGACCCCCGUGUCUGUGAGGAGCAGGGACACGUGUGCCACCCCCUCUGUAAGGGGGGCUGCUGGGGCCCGGGGCCCCAGCAGUGUGUCUCCUGCAGCGCCUUCGAGAGGGGCCUCGAGUGUGUGGAGCGGUGUGACCUCUACCAGGGGCCUACGCGCGAGUACGAAAAGGAUAAGGUGUGCGGUGCCUGUCACUCAGAAUGUCGACCAAUCAACGGCUCCGAGUCAUGCUAUGGCCCGGGUGCGGACCAGUGCAGGGAGUGUUUGAACUUCCAGGACGGGGGUGUGUGUGUGGAGCGCUGCCCCAGCGGGGUGAAGGAGGAGCAGCACACCGUCUGGAAGUACAGCAACGCCUCGGGGCACUGCCUGCCCUGUCUGACCAACUGCAGCCUCUCGUGUACGCUGAUGGACGAGCGCGGGUGUCCUGUCCCCACCAACACCGGUCCAGGGACAACCAUCGCGGCGGCCCUGGGCGGGGUGGUCCUCUUCCUCAUCCUGCUGGCGCUGCUGGUCUUCUACCUUCGACGCCAGCAGAAGCUCCGCAGGAAGGCCACCAUGCGGCGCCUUCUGCAGGAGCACGAGCUUGUGGAGCCUCUGACUCCCAGCGGCGCGCUGCCCAACCAGGCUCAGAUGCGCAUCCUUAAAGAGACGGAGCUCAAGAAGGUCCGAGUGCUCGGGUCUGGGGCGUUCGGCACUGUGUACAAGGGUGUGUGGGCUCCAGACGGAGAGAGUGUGAAGAUCCCCGUGGCCAUCAAGGUGUUGAGGGAGAACACGUCCACCAAGGCCAACAAGGAGAUCUUGGACGAGGCGUACGUGAUGGCGGGCGUGGCCAGCCCCUACGUGUGUCGUCUGCUGGGGAUCUGCCUGACCUCCACGGUGCAGCUGGUCACCCAGCUCAUGCCCUAUGGCUGCCUGCUGGACUACGUGCGCGAGAACAAGGACCGCAUCGGCUCCCAGUUCCUCCUCAACUGGUGUGUCCAGAUCGCCAAGGGUAUGAGCUACCUUGAGGAGGUGCGUCUGGUUCACAGGGACCUGGCGGCCAGGAAUGUUCUGGUGAAGAACCCCAACCAUGUGAAGAUCACAGACUUUGGCCUCGCCAGACUGCUGGACAUCGAUGAGACAGAGUACCAGGCAGACGGAGGGAAGGUGCCAAUCAAAUGGAUGGCCCUGGAGUCAAUCCUUCACAGGAAGUUCACCCACCAGAGUGACGUGUGGAGCUAUGGCGUCACGGUGUGGGAGCUGAUGACGUUCGGGGCCAAGCCCUACGACCUCAUCCCAGCGCGGGACAUCCCGGACCUGCUGGAGGGGGGCGAGCGGCUCCCCCAGCCCCUCAUCUGCACCAUCGAGGUCUACAUGAUCAUGGUCAAAUGUUGGAUGAUCGACCCAGACAGCAGGCCGCGGUUCCGAGAGCUGGUCAACGAGUUCAGCCUCAUGGCUCGCGACCCGCCCCGCUAUGUGGUCAUACAGAACGAGGACCAGAGGAGCCUCACCUUCCCGGUGGACAGCCAGUUCUUCCGGAGGCUGCUGGAGGAGGAGGGCCCGGACAUGAAGGACCUCCUGGACGCGGAGGAGUACCUGAUCCCCCAGCCCAACAUGUUCCCCCGCACCCAGGGGGACGGGGUGUCCACCGCCGGACACUCCAGGCACCACUCCUACCGGAGUACAGACCAGGGCCUGGACGGGGAGCCCCCUAUUGGCAGCGCCUGCACCAUGUACUCCUCCAUGAGUACCCUGGGUCGGGGCCAGUACCCCACCCUGCCACUAGGGGCCAGCCCCUCCAACGGCGGCUGGAGCUCCCAGUACCCCACGCUGGCGCGCAGCCCCUCCUCCGGAGACCCCUGUGACUCCGUCUUCCUGGACGACGCCACGGGGACGCCGGCCAGUCCCGGGCGCUACCGUCAAUGCGACGGCGGCUGCCACGACGACCUGAUGGAGACGGACGGCCCGCCCGGCGCCCAUCCCCCACCUCAGCAUCACCAUCACCAACCUCAUCACCUCCAUCACUCGCUGCCCCGGCGGCAACAGGGGCACCACCAGAGCCACGCCAGCCCAGAGUACGUCAACCAGGAGGCCCGUGAGGUGCGGCCGGCGGUCCCGGACCGGCCCAGCACGCUGCCCCGUAAGACCCGCCGCUCGGAGCCCCGCCACCUGCCCAACGGCCUGGGCCCCAACGGCCUGGGCCCCGGGCACAGCGUGGAGAACCCCGAGUACCUGGUCCCCCUGGGGCCCCCCGCGGCCCCCAGCUCCCCCGCCUUCGACAACCCCUACUACCUGGACCUUCUGGCCGGAGUAGAGGGGACUGGGGUCAGGGGGGAGGGAGGGGGCGGGGUCAGGGCGGGGGAGAGGCAGCUGAACGGCUACGCCACGCCCACAGUGGAGAACCCUGAGUACCUGGGCCUGGCCGACACCUGGACCGGACACACCUGAUGAGGGGGUCGGCGGGGUGAACCGCGGGUGAAAAUGUGAAAUUUGGUAGUGUGUGUGCGUGUGUGCGUGUGUGCGUGUGUGUGUGUGUGGAGUUAUUGUCAGCCAAUAGAAAAGCAUUCACAGAGGACAAGUAACACUAAAAAGAUCAAAUUCCUGCUACCAAUCAAGAGUUUUUUUGAGGGGUGAUUUGACCUCCUGACUCAAAGAUCUAUCGACGUUUACAGCCUCUAGCAGCUCAAGGGUCGCGCUUGCGUCCGGUCGCCGCGGCAACGGUUCUCAUGAAUAACUGGUGGAGUAAUGUGUCACUGGAGGUGUUUUCAUUGUCUUUCUAACAAUCCCUAUGAUUAUGUUUUUGUAUCCGUGCGAUGUGAUUGGGUUGAGCCCUGUUGCCUCCUCAGCCAAUCAGAGUGAUUUGAGGGGUCCGCAAGCCGUGAGCAGAAUAACGAUGAUGUCGCCCUCUUGGCUCAAAGGAACUUUGUCUCAGCAGAAAAAAAGGACCCUGGGGCCCAUCUGCGCCAUGGGAGAACACACAGACUUGUGUGUUCUGUGUGUGCGUGUGUGCACUUGUGCGUGUUUGUAAUUUGAACGAGGGCUUUACAUGGUAAAAUACUUGAUAGAGAUGCCUCACUCACAUAUGAGCACCCUGAUGCAGAACUCUAGCUAGCCUGAUAACACCCUAGCUAGCAUUUUGGCACCUUGAUGGGGAGAUAGUAGGAUGGCAAGCUCGCAUUAUGGAAUCCUAGCUAGCAUGAUGGCAGCCUAUCUAUUAUGAUGGAAUGCAGGCAGAAUACAUGUGGAUAGACUCAGAAAUACAGGGCCUACUUUGAGGCUAGUCAGUAGUUUACUAGAGAGUUUACCCACGGUACGAACACACCGGAAAUGAGAGUUUCAUUGUGGAUGUGUAGACCCAGCCCCUCGCACUCAAACUACACCCAUCAUACACCAGCCACGCCCCCUCAUACACAAUCCACGUCCCACCGCUAGGAGUCACGUGACUCUGAAGCCCUGACUGGUGUCUGAUAUCCAUUUAUACAAAACCCUAUUUUGUACGUUUUCUGUGACUUAUUAUCGUGUUUGAAGGUUUAUCUUUGUGUGUGAAUAUUUUUUUAUGUUUUAAGGUUUGAUUGUACGAAAUAAAGUGUAAAAAGGUUAGCAAGUAAUUUGAUUAAACAUUGACUCUUGUGGAAAAAGUAAAUACAUAAGAAACAAUUUUAUGAAGAAAAUAUGUAUAAAUUGUGAUGUUUCUAUUCUUUGUAUGCAUUACAUUUACUUUUUAAAUACAAGGGAAAGUUUGCAAUGGUUAUUUCUGGGUCUUCUUGUGCGACAACUAUGGAAAUGUUCUGAAAUCAGAAGGGCCUUUUCUGCCAUCUUCUGGUAGUUAUAGGAAAUACAAAUAAGAAACGUUGGGGUAUUAUGUUCGAGACUGUUGGUGGGUAUAAGGUUAAGGUGUCAGGAACAGCCAACUGUAUAUCUUUAGCCUAGGCCUACAUAAUAUUUUGUAAAUGGAAGGAAAUUAUUUUAUGUAUUUUAAUAUCUAGAUUUCUUAGUCCACCUGACCCUAUCCAUUUUGUAACCAUUUUCUACAUUUGAAAUUCUGUUGGUGUUGUAUUCAAUAGGCCUCUUUAGACACGUGUAUUGACACAUUUUAAAUGUCAGAGGGCACUGAGGGUACUUUCGGAUUCAUAGGAAACAAUCUUCACUAUAGAUCUUAUAGUUUAAUGUUGAAUAAUAAAUGUUAUUAACCUGGCCUCUUAUACUCUAUACCAGCAUUCCUUGUGUAUGUGUACUGUUCCUACAUUUCUGGUUUUCAUUCAAAAGCUUUAUACAAGAGCAAAGGCACUGACAAGUGACAAUUGAUUCCAACUGUGCAAUUAUAACACGGUGUGCUAAAACAGUUGACCUGAAGUGUUAGUUUCAACUUAAAGCGAUGCGAGCACAAUAUUUUAGCACAUACGUUUUCGGGAUAUUCUACUUGAGAAUAAGAUGAUCCUGAACACAAUCACUGCCCGACCACCACCAAAGCCCCUAGAUGUACUUUCAUAUAAAUGACUGCUUUCCCCUAUUUAUUGUUUUAGGCCUAUAUAAAAAGGGCUUCUCAACCAUGACCCCAUAAUAACCCCUAACCCA